CAGCAGAAUCCGAGGUUCAAAGUUCAAAGGGGUGUGGUCGCUUACCUGGUGCCUGGAAAAUGGAGACAGGGUGGAGAUUGGUAGGUGGGUCUGUGGCAGGAGGGAGGAUCCUCCAGCCCAGAGUCCAGCUCCAAAAGGGUGGGAGAGGGGAGAGGUGAAGGAAGAGAGCAUCCAGAGGCUGACCUGGGAGGACACACACGCAGAUACACAGCACAAGAGAGAGACGGGCACACAUGAAGGAGAAAGACAAAGAAGGGGCCGAUGGAGAAGAGGAGAAAGAAGGUAGACAGAAGAUCAAUUACAGAUGGACCCAGAAAACACAAGUGACGGCGAUUCGGAGGCAGAGAGACCAGCCUUCAGAGAAAGAAGACAGACAGGACCCUGGGCUGGGACCAGAAAAGGCCUGGGGGGUGGGCAGGGUGCCCAUGUGGCCUCUCUGGACCAUCCUUCUGCUGGUAUGGCCCUUGGGAGGCCUAGGAUCACCCCUCUGCCCUCGGGAGCCUUUCUACUUCCUUGUUGCCAUCAUGAAGAUGCUGGGAAACAAAAAUGAUGGCACUCUCUACACCCCUGAUGAUCUCUCGGUUUGUCCUGCUGAGACUCUGGGAUGCUUCCGGCUGGAGCUUUCUGUGAUCCAGUUUGAAGAGGGCCGAUCCAUGGGGAUUGCUGUGUUCCGGCUACAGCGUUUGCUGGAUGCAUUGGGGUCCCGGCUGUGGGUGACUGGCCAGGGUCCUUGUCCACCCUGUGAAGGACAUCCCCAGAGACCCGUCCCCCUCUUUCUGGCCAAGCUCUUGGAGUUAUUACAGGGGGCUUGUGCUAGGCACCUGCCCUCAGCAUGAGCCUGGGAGGACACAGACUCCCUAGUACUGCCGGAGGGCCCGGGAGGUGUGAGACAGAGGGCACUUGGUCUCCAGUCCCAGCUGCCAAUCCAAAGCCUUCUCCUUCUGGGCCAGAGGCCCCCAUCUGGAGCCCAUGGAACCAAGGGGAAGAGAGAAGGAGGAAAAUCUGAAGCCUGAAGUCUCUGACCUACAGGGGUAGGGGGUUAGGUAAAUUGGCCCCCACCUGCCCCUCUUCUCCAUCUGAGGUACUCCCUCCUCUCUCCUCUUUCAGGAAGGGACAAAGCAUUGCACAGGUGUCUUCCAACCUCACCCCACCCCUACAGGACAGGGAGAGUCUUGUGCCUCAUGUCCCUGGCUGCAAAUAAUUACCAUCUGGAGAGCUUUCGGGUGACACUGAUGGUUAGGCUAGAUGUUGAUAAUUGGUCUCUGGUGCAUCCUGAACAGCUAUAGCUUGAAAAUCAACUUUAUUGAAAAUACAACUUUAUUGAUGUGUAAUUUGUUUACAGUAAAAAGCAUACGUUUUAAACGUGCAUUUCAAUGAGUUCUGACAAAUAUAUACACACAGCCACAUUUCCAUCACCCCAAAGCAUCAUCCCUUAUGCCCCUUCCCAGUCUUCACGUCCAGUCGUAGACAUCCAUUAAUCUGCUUCCUGUCUGUAUAGAAUUAGCUUUGCCUCCUCUAGAGACUCAUAUGAACGGAAUCAUACUAUACAUAUUCUAGUGUCUGGCUUCUUUCACUCAGCAUGAUGUUUUUGAGAUUCACUCACAUGCAUAUCAGCAGUUUGUUACUAUUCCAUGGUAUGAAUGCACCCGAAUUGGUUUAUCCAUUCUCCUCACGGUGGACAUUGGGUUGUUUCCACUUUGGGGCUAUCGCACAUCUCUCUUCUAUCUUCUUACAUAUUCUUACAUAGUGGUAGGGUUGAGAACCACUGAGACACCAAGGAAGCACCUUCUACGAGGAGAAAAUUACUGCUCCCUCACUUUCCCGGAGUAAAUAGCUUUCUGCAGCAGUGUCAAUAGGCAUUUUACAUGUGGGAUCCUAUUUUAAAGAGCUGGUGUUUAAAAGAAUCAAACUUGGGGGCACCUGGGUGGCUCAGUCGGUUGCAUGUCCAACUGUUGAUCUCAGGGUCACGAGUUCAAGCCCUGCAUUGGGCUCCACUAGACGCAUGAAGCCUAAUUAUUAAGUAUGUAUAAACAUGUGGGUACCAAGCUCAUAGAAGGGAAAACAUUUUUAUAGAAUGACCAGCCCCUCCCCAGUCUGUCUUGGGUUCAGGCUGAGAUUGUUGGAUCAAGGAGUGUGUGCUCACACAGACACACCUGUGGUGUAUUCAUUCCCUGAUAGUGUCUUGUGAGCCCACUGUUGGCCUGACCACACCAUCUUACUCUGUAACCAGGUGCAUAUUAAAUUUCUGUAAACUGAAUCCAGGUGUCUCAAUGCUUAUGCAAGAAAUUUUAGCAAUGUGUUUUAAAAGUUUCUGAUUGGGGGGGGGGGGCGCGGUGCCUGGGUGGCUCAGUCGGUUGAGCGUCCAACUUUGGCUCAGGUCAUGAUCUCCUGGUCGGUGAGUUGGAGCCCUGCAUCCUGCUCUGUGCUGACAGCUCAGAGCCUGGAGCCUGCUUCACAUUUUGUGUCUCCCUCUCCCUCCCCGACUCAUGCUCGCUCGCGCGCGCUCUCUCUC
Acinonyx jubatus (cheetah) is the source of this 2512-nucleotide messenger RNA. RefSeq lists its product as uncharacterized. The record is from RefSeq and is a predicted model, not a curated record. Lineage: Eukaryota; Metazoa; Chordata; Mammalia; Carnivora; Felidae. Bases 234 to 836 code for a protein of 200 amino acids. The transcript has 4 exons.